This is a messenger RNA of Penaeus vannamei (Pacific white shrimp), 4817 nucleotides long. RefSeq names its product cystinosin homolog. Gene Ontology annotation, cellular component: lysosomal membrane. The record is from RefSeq and is a predicted model, not a curated record. Gene Ontology annotation, biological process: L-cystine transport. NCBI's taxonomy places the organism in Eukaryota, Metazoa, Arthropoda, Malacostraca, Decapoda, Penaeidae. Gene Ontology annotation, molecular function: L-cystine transmembrane transporter activity.
UGUCACUGAAUCUCAAUGACUAUCUUUGACAUGAAUUAGAACAAUAACAACGAUACCUUCCUUGUAAUCCAAAUAUACAAAAUGCUAUUUCAAUUAUUAGUACGCAACCCAGUAAUAAACAACUAGAGAAGUCAGCUGACAAGGGGGUGUAGGAAAGUAUAAGGUGUAAGCUGCGUAGUGUUAUCGUACGUGCGCCCAAUGAGUCACAUGACAGUAUGUGUGCUCAUGAAGAGGGCUCAGACCACAGUCCAGUAAGUCCAGGAAGAAAUAGCAUCGUAAAUCCCCUGAAGGCAUCAUGGCAGCCACGUCGUCCCCUGCCUCAGCAUCAGCAGGAGCUUUCAUGCGAGUGUUGGCUCUACACUUGUGUUUCUUCUUAAUUGGAACAGCUGCCGAAACACCUGUCCUCGAAAUUAUUCAGGUGCACGUCAAUGAUGGGAAUUUUACAUCUGUCUGCAAGUUCACUUCGCAAGAUGUUCUCCUCUUGGACCACGAGAGCACCAAUAUAACUCUCAUGGUUACAGGGGAGGCAGAGGAAAACACGACGUUAAUGUUCGUGCAGGAGAAACAUGUGAUAAAGCCGUUGCCCAAUAUUACCCUCCCAGUUGGAGCCUUGAACGACACAUUUAUUCUCAGCUUAAUGGCAGAAAAUGCAGGUCACAGUGUUAUAGUCACAAAAGCUUUGCCAGGCAACAUGACUGAUGUGUCUAAGGCCUUCAUGCGAUUAUCAGUAUCUCACUCAGAUGCCCUCGAUUAUGCAAGUGAUGUGGUUGGCUGGAUGUACUUUGUGGCGUGGUCGGUGUCUUUUUAUCCACAAACAUAUUCUAACUGGAGGAGAAAAAGUGUUAUUGGCUUGCAUUUUGACUUCCUGUCCUUAAAUAUUGUGGGGUUCUUCGUAUACAGUCUCUUCAAUGUUUGUCUGUACUGGAUACCCUCCAUAGAAGCAGAUUAUUUCAAGCGACAUCCAUAUGGUGUGAACCCUGUACAGCUAAAUGAUGUCAUUUUCUCUCUCCAUGCGUUCCUUGCAUGUGGGAUUCAAGUCUUCCAGUGUUUCAUAUAUGAUCGUGGAGACCAGCAAAUUUCCUUGACAGCCAGAUACAUCAUGACAGGAAUCACACUCUCUUCAUUAGUCAUGACUAUUCUGGGAGCUGCAUCAGCUAUCCAGUGGCUUGACUUUCUCUAUUUUAUGUCAUAUGUCAAGCUCUUUAUCACCCUUAUCAAGUAUAUUCCACAGGCCUACUACAACUACCGAAGGAAAAGUACUUCAGGCUGGAGCAUCGGCAAUAUCUUGCUAGACUUCACAGGUGGUUCACUCUCCAUAGCCCAAAUGUUCAUCCUGUCUUACAAUUAUAAUGACUGGGGAUCUAUAUUUGGGGAUCCAACCAAAUUUGGACUUGGGCUUUUUUCAAUCAUCUUUGAUAUAUUCUUCAUGGUUCAGCAUUACAUUUUAUAUCGAGGGAAUGAGGACUACCUGCGGGUGCUAGAGCCUGAUUCCCAGGGUCAGAGGAAUUCACUCACAGCAUCUGUAUCUUCAGCUGAUUAUGGUUCUACUGGAAAUCACUAGCAAGCUUUAAGGUAAAAUGGUGCUGUAAAUUGUUCAAAAAAUAGAUUGUAUUUUUCUUAUUUGAACACAAUAUAGAAAGAAACAAAAUUUGGUGUAAUUAUGCUAAUUAUUGUUAACAUUGUUUUAGUUUCAAAGAAAACUAUUUGUGUCAAGAUUUUUAUAACCAUACUUGAUGUUAUUAUAACAUUUGAUAUAGACAUACUUAAGUUUUAUUUUAUUUUAUUCAUGUAUUAAUUUCUUUAAUUAUGAUUAGUAACAAGAAUUACUAGUCUCUCUAGAUGAACAGAAUGAUAUUUUGAUGAUUGCAGGGAAAUAAACACAUAGAUUGUAAUAAUCCAUAUGUUCUUGUUGAUGUUUAGAGUUGGUUUGUUCUAUCUAUAAUUGAAUGCUUUAUUAGGCUUAACUGGAGUAAAAUAACUCAUUGUGAGAUUCCAAUGCUUAAAUGCAGUGCAUACUAGCAGUAAUUUAAAAUAGUAGAUGGAAAUUAUUCAAAUAGAAUAAAAUAUUUUGUAUUACAAUUAGCAUUACUUUAUUUGCUACAAAAAUAUCAUAAGAUAAUGCAAGUUAUCAUACUGUGGCUAGUCUGUAUGAGGAUAGCGUAUUGUGGUUCAGAAUCCAUUCACAGCCAGUGGUUUGAUGUUUUAUGUAACUUAAAUGUCUCGUUUAUUUUGCUUUUAGAUUUAGAAGUAGAUUGAUUAUAGCAAAUGUAAUAAAAAUGAAUUAUAUUAGUGAAUAUAAUGAAGAUUUAUUAUAUUAGUAAAUAUAAUGGAGAUACUUUUUAAGGAUUAAUCUAAUGUCAACAGAAUUUACAUAGGCCUGAACAAGUAUUUAGGUUUCAAAGGUGAUGUUCUGAUACCUUUGAUAUAUAUAGUGAACACCUAUUAUUUGUAUCUUUUUUUCUUGCUCCUUGUUUUCAUUACUUAUUUAUUAUGCGUACAUCAUACAUUUUCACUCUUCCUUUUAUUUCCUCCCCCUGUUUAUUUCUUGUGGUUUCCAUACUCCGUAUCACUUGUGUUUUAUGGAAUGUAUCUUUGAAUUUAAUAAUCCAGAAAAAUAACCCUUGCAUUCAAAUAGCUUAAUUAAGCAAACAAUAUAUGAAAAUUAGGAUAAUUUGGUCACAUCUUUUAACCCCCAAAAAAAGAAAAAUCUCAUAUACAUUGAUUUUGUCCUGUUUUUCUGGGCACAGGGCAAUGCAUUUUUUUUUUUUUUUUUUGGUAGGAGAGAGUAUUAUAGUUGUUAGAUAAGCUGAACAAAGAAAAAUUUACCAUUUGACUAUUAGUGUUUCCUUGAAAAGAUAUAAAGAAAAUUUAUUUACCUUUUAUGUCAACUAAUUUGAAUGGUUGUGAUGUGUACUUACAUGAUUGAUUGAUUGAUUCACCCCCGCCCAUAUGUAAACGUGUGCAUUUGCAUAUGUACACAAAUACUUAUACUUGCUAAUAUAUAUGCUUAUGUACACUUACACAAGCAAACACAUAUAGAGACAAUAGAUAGAGAGACAGACAUAUAGGUAGUUAGAUAGAAACAGAAAGAUGUAGUUAAAUAGAUUUUUUUUAUAUUUGUAUAUACAUGUAUCUAUCUGUCUAUCUGUUUAUAUAUUUAACUCCACGGUGACAGAUGACAUAAGAGCCAGUGACUCGUAAACACGUCAUGACUUGCAGCCGAUGGGCCGCCUGUCCACAGCUUAGACCUAGCCGCAAAAUCUAGACUGCUAGAAAUAUUACAUUACAAAUAUAUCAUGCCCUGUCAUUAUUGGGAUUUUCUUUUCUUUACACAUACACCACACCACACCACAUGCCUACGCAUACACAUACACAUACAUGUAUAUAUCUUUUAUUUUCAAUAUAAAAGAAUUAUGGCUGUUUUUAUAAUGUAAUUGAAACAAAUAACAGUGAAUACUUGUAACCUCUAGUGAACUAAACUAUUUGUUUAUCUGUAUCAGGCAGACAUGUCUGUACGUUGUAACAGUAUUAUAUAAGGUUAAGUACAUUAUGAUUAAGGAUGAGCAUCAGUGUUUUGUUGUAAGGAAAGUUCUAUAACUUUCUAUGGUUCUGUUGUAAAGAAGAAUGUUUAUUGUAGUUGAUUUUCAGGAUACCAUUUUAUGAAUUAUAUAAAACUAUAUUUAUUUCUUUAAGAGGUUUUAUUUUGUGUGGAAAAAAAUGUAUACUAUUUCUGCCGUGAAGAAUGAACAGUAUCAGGAAAAUUCACAUGUGAGUGCAUGUCAGACACUUAUGUAUUUGUGAUUCAACAAGUAAAUCCAGGAAAAAAAUAUCAUGCUAACUUUGCUCUACCUGUAAACAUUAAUAUGGCUCUACACCAUUCUUUUGGUGAUUUGUGAAUAAGUUAUUGAAGAAGUAUAUUUAAUAGACUCUUGAAUAUGGCUUUGCAUAAGGAAAUUGAUGCAGUUUGGAUUUUUUGUUACUUCUGAUUUUACCUGUGAUGAUCUCAAUUAGGCUUAUGAUUUAUAUAUAAAUGUACAUUUUUUCCCUUGUUCCUCUACAUGUUGACUACUGGUUAUACAAGUGAAUUCACUUCUUCAUAUUUUAUUGUGGAACUUUCCUCAGUGUAUGAGUUCAACUUAGAUUGACAAGUACAUAACAGACCCAUUUCACAUUACAAUCACCUAAAGAUACUUUUCAUCAGAGAAUUAUUUAGAAGCUAUAUAUACACAACUAAUAAAAGGUUAUUGCCUCUUCUUUAGACAGACACACUCAUUAUAAUUCACCAUUUUUAUGCAUCUCUCACUUUUUUUUGGGGGGGGGGCAGUAUUAGUUGUGUGUAUUUGAGCAAAUUAAAUCUGACAACUUGUGUGUAUUGUUUCUUCUAAAAAGUGGAAUUGUUCUAGGGUAGCUAAAAUUUGAAGAAGUAAAUCUUUGAUUUAAUAAGAUCUGUGCAGCCUCAUUAUUCACCAAAAGAGAGGAGACAGAACUUGAAUUUCCUUUAUUUUUUCUUAUUUUUUAGAUUAUAUUUAUGUUUUGAAGUGUGAUAUUUUCAAUAUUCCUAGAUAUAUUGUCUUACAAUUAUCCAUUCAUUUAGCCUAUUUUGUUAUUAGAUAUAAUUUUAAGUUAUAUGAACCAGAUUACUAUUCCAUACAAAGUAGAAUUUUUAUAGUUGUGUUUGAUAAUUUUGCCAUCUUAAAUUACAAGAUUAUAAGAACUAUGACAUGUAGUACCUGUAGAAGCACGUGUAUGCUCCCUCAAAGAUGGCCACCUAGUUUCAGCAGUGUUGCUAAGAUAAUCAAAUAAAAAUGUGUAAAAAA